This is a messenger RNA of Cornus florida, 1045 nucleotides long. RefSeq lists its product as uncharacterized. The transcript is spliced from 7 exons. The record is from RefSeq and is a predicted model, not a curated record. NCBI's taxonomy places the organism in Eukaryota, Viridiplantae, Streptophyta, Magnoliopsida, Cornales, Cornaceae. Bases 125 to 931 code for a protein of 268 amino acids. Gene Ontology annotation, cellular component: mitochondrial inner membrane. Gene Ontology annotation, biological process: mitochondrial proton-transporting ATP synthase complex assembly.
CGAAUUCCGAACUGCUAAGCAGACACCUCUGCAGCUCACCGAGGGGCGAGCAGAGAGAGAAAGAACACUUUUACAGAGAGAGAGAGAGGCGGGGAAGAAGAGUAAGAGUGAAAUCGAAUCGAAGAUGUUGCGAUUGAAGCGAGUGGCCUCAACCACACCAGCGAUUUUGGGUUCUCGGCCAUUGUUCGCUAAAGAAGAUAAGCUGUUCUCUCGCAUCCCUCGAAACCAGCCAUCUCAAAGGACCUCAAAUCGCUUCCUUGACUUCUACCAGAUUGGAAACAAAGCCGCUAUCGAGAAAGAGCGGGCUCGGCUUUCAGAUGAGAUGAAUAGGGGUUACUUCGCUGACAUGUCGGAGCUCAAGCAACAUAGUGGCAAGAUUGCAGUGGCGAAUAAGAUUUUAAUUCCAGCAAUGGCAGCUGUGAAGUUUCCUGCAUUAGAAGUGAAUUACUCGGACGGUACAGGUCUUAAGCUGCCCAUUGCUUCUAAUGGAGAUGAUGUUGUUGACAGAUCAGAUGUCCCACAGGCAUCCUUACUAUGUCUUUCCUUCCGAGCAAGCUCUCAGUCGAUGGUUGAUUCUUGGAGCGUGCCUUUCCUUGAUGCUUUCGGUAACUCUGGAAAAGUUCAACUAUAUGAGGUCUCCCUUAUAGACUCCUGGUUUUUGUCACUUAGUCUGGUUAAGAGGUUACUCCUUCGAAUGAUGAGGAAAUCUAGCCCUGAUGGAAGGGAGGGUGUCCUGCAGAGACAGAUUGUUUAUUCAUUUGGUGACCAUUAUUACUUCAGAAAAGAGCUUAAAAUAUUGAACCUUCUCACCGGGUAUAUCUUCUUGCUUGACAAAUUUGGUCGAAUACGGUGGCAAGGAUUUGGAUUGGCGACACAAGAAGAGUUGUCAUCGCUUUUGUCUUGCACUUCACUUUUAUUGGAAGAUAAAUGAACUUUGCCUAAGCAUAGUUUCAAGCACAUCUUUAGGUAAUCUUGUAUGCCACAUCAGUGGAACUUGAUUGAGUUGAAAUUUUUUGAUGGUGCAGUUAUAUUUUACCUUUCUUAA